AGUCUAAAAUGUAAUGUGAUGCUCAUGCAUGAUUUAGGUUACAAUAUGAGUGACCUCGGUUAGGUGAUGACCUUCACCUUAGGUCAAAUUCUCAAAAUGCCCUUUUGUCAAAUUUAAUUUAAUGUAAAAACGGCUAGAGCAUUUGCCUUGGGUUCACACUCGCCUUCUUCGGUAGGGAAAUGGGAAAGGGCCGAUUUCAUUUUCCACCAACUCGAGAUGAAGAGCUCAAGCAACGCUCCUGUGCCUGGCUCUCACAGUCGCAUUUUCUCAAACGAUUGACAGGUGGCAGCACCUGCUUGACAGCUAGCGUUAAUAGCUCGAGGGUCACAUGAGAACACGAAGCGCCUGGGGCGACAUCUAUAAUCCACAGUCAUAUGACACCGAUAAAAAAGAUAACAAACAUCUUGAAGCAAAGUGGAUGAGAACUCGCUCUGUGUCUGUUGUGGUUGCGGGCCCGUCGGCUCUUUUGGUGUGAUCUUGCCCACCUUCGAAUAGGAGUACUAGGGAAUAGUUUUUGCAUGGUGUAAUUUUUCAAGACAAACGGUCUAAAAGUUGCCAGCCAUGGACUGGGGCCUGUUCAAGAGUGAGCACAUGGAGCUCUACCAGCUCUUCCUGCAGACAGAGGCAGUCUACAACUGUGUCUCAGAGCUCGGAGAGCUGGGGGCUGUCCAGUUCAGAGAUCUCAACCCGAACGUGAACGCGUUCCAACGCAAGUUUGUGAACGAAGUUCGUCGGUGCGAUGAAAUGGAACGCAAGCUCAAGUACUUUGAGCGUGAGAUCAACAAGGACGAAAUUCCCAUGCUGGACACCGGCGAGAGCCCCGAGGCUCCUCAGCCCAGGGAGAUGAUUGACCUGGAGGCUUCCUUUGAGAAGCUGGAAAAUGAACUGAAGGAAGUCAAUGGCAAUUCAGAAACUCUGAAGAAGAACUACCUGGAGCUUACAGAGCUCAAACAUAUCCUGCUCAAGGCUCAGCACUUUUUCGAUGAGAAGGAGACCCAGCACGUGCAGGAGGGCAUCCAGCAAUCGCUGGUGGCUAACGAUGAGGUCGGCAGACAGGGCGCCUCCGGCCAGCUCAACUUCGUCGCCGGUGUGAUUAAGCGGGAGCGAGUGCACGCCUUCGAGCUGAUGCUGUGGCGCGCCUGCCGCGGAAACGUCUUCCUGCGUCAGGCCGAGAUCGAGGAGCCGCUCGAGGACCCCGUGUCGGGUGAGAUGGUAAACAAGAACGUCUACAUCGCCUUCUUCCAAGGUGACCAGCUCAAGUCUCGUGUGAAGAAGAUCUCGGAGGGUUUCCGCGCCACCGUCUACCCGUGCCCGGAGACACCGACGGAGCGCCGCGAGAUGAAGACGGGCGUGCUGACCCGCAUCGAGGACCUCAACACGGUGCUGGCGCAGACGCAGGACCACCGGCAGCGCGUGCUGGUGGCCGCCGCCAAGAACAUCCGCAUCUGGUUCAUCAAGGUGCGCAAGAUCAAGGCCAUCUACCACACGCUGAACCUCUUCAACCUGGACGUGACGCAAAAGUGUCUGAUCGCUGAGUGCUGGAUCGCGGUGGAUGACGUCAGUGCCGUCCAGCUGGCGCUGCGGCGCGGCUCGGAGCGGGCUGGCUCCAGCCUCAGCCCGGUGAUGAACCGGAUCCCCACGAGCGAGGCGCCGCCCACCUUCAACCGCACCAACAAGUUUACCAACGGCUUCCAGACGCUGGUGGACGCGUACGGCGUGGCCAACUACCGCGAGAUGAACCCCGCGCCGUACACGGUGAUCACGUUCCCGUUCCUGUUCGGGGUCAUGUUCGGCGACCUCGGGCACGGCUGCAUCAUGGCGCUGUUCGCCCUCUGGAUGGUGCUCAACGAGCGCAAACUGGGCGCCAAACGCAUCGACAACGAGAUCGCUGCCAUCUUCUUCGGCGGCCGGUACAUCAUCCUGCUGAUGGGCAUCUUCUCCAUGUACACGGGCAUCAUCUACAACGACAUCUUCUCCAAGUCGCUCAACAUCUUCGGCUCGUCGUGGCGCAUCGGCUUCACCGAGCUGGAGAUCAACAGCACUGAGCUCGAGACGCUGAUGCUGCCGCCGGAGAACGCCUCGUGCUACCGCGGCGACCCGUACCCGUUCGGCUUCGAUCCCGUCUGGCAGAUCACCGAGAACAAGGUCACCUACCAGAACGCCUUCAAGAUGAAGCUGUCGGUGCUGCUGGGCGUCGCGCAGAUGGUGUUCGGCGUGGCCCUCUCCGUGUUCAACUAUGUCAACUUCCGCCAGAUCUCCGACAUCUUCACCAUGUUCCUGCCGCAAAUGCUGUUCCUGCUGUGUCUGUUCGGCUGGCUGUGUGUGCUGUGCCUGCUCAAGUGGUCCAUGUACAGCGCCUCCUACGACGGCCGCUACAGCGCCCACUGCGCGCCCUCGCUGCUGCUCAUCUUCAUCAACAUGUUUCUCCUGAAGGACAGUGACGCCGAGGUGGAUGAAGAUGAUGCGAAAAGUGGAUGCCAAGGCUACUUGUUCGACGGCCAGCGGGAGCUGCAGUACGGCCUGCUGGCGCUGGGCGUCAUCUGCAUUCCCUGGAUGCUGUUGGUGAAGCCCAUCAUCAUCUACCGACAGCGGAAGGCAGCGGCGCGCGCGGCGCCGCUGCCGCACACGGCCGCCGAGCCGCGCACCUCGGACGCACCGGCCGCCGCCCACGAGGAGGAGGAGGAGUUCAGCGAGGUCUGCAUCCACCAGGCCAUCCACACCGUGGAGUAUGUGCUCGGAUCCAUCUCACACACGGCUUCCUACCUCCGACUCUGGGCGCUCUCACUGGCACACUCCCAGCUUUCGGAGGUGCUGUGGACCAUGAUCCUGGUGAACGGCUUCAUGCUGACCACCGAGUACUACGGCAGCGUCAUCCUGUUUGCCAUCUUCGCCAUGUGGGCGGCGCUGACGGUCAGCAUCCUGAUCGUCAUGGAGGGCCUCUCAGCCUUCCUGCACACGCUGCGUCUGCACUGGGUGGAGUUCCAGUCCAAGUUCUACAAGGGCGAGGGUUACCUCUUCACGCCGUUCAGCUUCAGGGAGAUCCUGAAGGAGGCGGACGCGGUGGAGUAGGGCUCGUCUGCGCCAGACUGGGGCGCCGCGCGGUCGACCACCUCCCCCAGCCACCUCAGCGGUGUCCCGGAGCGAGCCACGUCCGUCGGGCGAACCUCGUGUCAGCGGCCACUUUGCUACACCAUUGUUUACUCGUUUCGCAUGCGCGGCUCAAUUUGUAUCUCCCCCGCGCGGUGCCAGUGCCUCAAAUGAUAUCGAAUCUAAUCAAAAUCUGAGCAAUAAGCGCUCGUGACCAGUGCCUUUGUAUACUGUCCGAUGUAAUAAUUGUAUCGCUGUUAAUUGAUGGCGUAUGCCACACAUUGGUGACCCACCGAUGGAAUGGGAGACUGGGUUUUGAUCCAUGCUGAUAGUGCUUUCAGUGAUUCAAGCGGGACUUUGAAUCAGCCACAAAUGAACCAUGACAACUGUCGUCCAGCUGCAGCCAUCGGACUGUGGAUGCUACUCAGGGAGUCCACGGGCUCCCUAAUAUGUUAUUCCAAAGAUUGUGUAAUACAUGCUUUGAUAAUCA
Amphibalanus amphitrite is the source of this 3577-nucleotide messenger RNA. RefSeq names its product V-type proton ATPase 116 kDa subunit a1-like. The transcript has 13 exons. Gene Ontology annotation, cellular component: vacuolar proton-transporting V-type ATPase, V0 domain; vacuolar proton-transporting V-type ATPase complex; plasma membrane. Gene Ontology annotation, biological process: vacuolar acidification; proton transmembrane transport. Bases 562 to 3069 code for a protein of 835 amino acids. Gene Ontology annotation, molecular function: proton-transporting ATPase activity, rotational mechanism; ATPase binding. The record is from RefSeq and is a predicted model, not a curated record. NCBI's taxonomy places the organism in Eukaryota, Metazoa, Arthropoda, Thecostraca, Balanomorpha, Balanidae.